Molecule: messenger RNA, 4373 nt
Organism: Drosophila nasuta
Lineage: Eukaryota; Metazoa; Arthropoda; Insecta; Diptera; Drosophilidae
Product: monocarboxylate transporter 7
Exons: 11
Coding region: 1368-4247 (959 amino acids)
Biological process (GO): transmembrane transport
Molecular function (GO): transmembrane transporter activity
Source: RefSeq, a predicted model, not a curated record
AGUGUAAUUUUGGCUGUGCGGCGUGUUAGUCUCAGUCACCGUCAACGUCUCCGUCUCCGUCUCAGUCAUAGUCGCCGUUAGCAGUCACAGUCACAGUCGCGGUCUCCGUCUACGUUUGUCGUUGUCGUUGAACGCUGCUGGGACACCCGGGACACAAACAACGUCUUUUGCGAGUGUCGACUCGAGUGUCGCUGCCAAAAGAAGCGAAAUAAAAAGCUAGUGGGAUAGAGGAAUGGAUUGAAAAGAGCAACGACAACAUCGAAAAUCGGAAAAUUGUAGCAGCCCCAGCAGCAGCAGCAGCAGAUGUGGACCAAAAUGGCCGAGAUGGCCUCAACGGGUUUCAGUUGGUUGACGCUGGCCUAGAAAGCGCAACCUCAACCUAAACCUCGAUAUAUAACAUGUGCCGCAUGCAUUGAAGUGGACACAGCACAGCACAGCACAACACAGCACAGCACAGCACGAUACUGCGCUGCAAAAAGCAUUACACAACACUACACUAAACACAAAACACAACAACACCGAUACCGACACUAGCAAACAAACACAGACAGACUAAAAGCGAGAGAGAGAGUGUGAACUGAACAAUGGUCAUCCAGUGUACAUGCGAUUGCAACUGCAGUGAUAGAGACACAGCCCGUAGCUCCUGUUUGCCACGCUUGCAGCAGCAACGUGCCACGCCCACGUCGUCGUUAACGCCGACGCCCACAACGCCCCUAAAUGGUGGCAAUGAUAUGGAGAAUCGGUUUCCAUACUAUCGCCGCCUCUCAAAUACCUCAUCAGCGCUCUACGGCAGCUGUCCCCAACUGCAAUUGCCACACCAUCAGCAACAGCAACAUAAACAACAUCAGCAGCAGCAGCAGCAACAACAACAACAGCAGCCGCUGCCUCAGACCUGCCACAGUCACGGUCUUAGUCUUGGUUUAAGGCAUCAUCAACAGCACAACAACAACAACAACAACAACAACGACGAGGAGCAGCUGCAGCGGCAAUACUCGAGUCUGGUGCGGCCAGCGAAACACAGAGGCAGCGUGCUGUGCAACAAAUGUGCGCUGUGACGAAGAUACAACCUAAGCUGUGAGCAUCCCGAGUCACAUUCACAACCACAUCCGCAACAAGGCCACAACAAAACAGCAGCAGCAGCACCUACAACAGACAGCUUAAAGCGAAAGCAACAGCAGCAGCAGCAGGAAGAGGAGCAAGGACAGCCACAGGGAGCAGACGGGGCGCAUAACACGCCACGUUAUUUGUGCCCCGAGUGUCGCUUUAACAAUCAACCGUUGGCCUGGUGGGUCUCAUGUCCACGUCUCUCCUAUCUGCCAACUGAGCAGCAGAAGCAACAGCAGCAAGAGUCGACAGCAGCAACAGCAAUGCAGCAACAACAACAGUCACAACAGCAGCAACAGCCAGCUCGUCACUGCCAUGGCACAAAUCUGAAUUCGGCUACGCGUUUUCCACUUCAAGCGACAGCCAAGCAGCGGCAUUGUGACAAUUUUGGUAGCUAUGCCACUUUGCCCAGCAUCGAACAUCAGCAGCAGCCGCAGCAGCAGCAGCAACAGAUACAUCAUGCACCCUGCAGUCGCCAUUGCACAGCAGCUGCAGCAGCAACAUUGCCACCACAUCCUGAGCCAGCUGCUCGCUGGUAUGCGGCCAGCACUGUCAAUCCCAAUCCUUGCUGUUACAUGUACAAUCCCACGCCACACUAUGCCCCUCCGCUCUGCCUCUGCGAUAAUUGGUAUCACCAGCAACAGCACCAGCAGCAACAGCAUCAACAGCAGCAACAUCAUCUUCAUCAUCAGCGUGGCUUUCCAGCAGCGCCAAAGCCAUUUAUGCCCAAUGGCGGCUGCUACUUGGGCUUUGAAGGCCAUCAUCCCAGUCAUAUUACGGAUGAGGAGGAUUCGGCGUUUCCAGCGCUUGCUGAUCGAGAAUUUCAUUUGUUGCAUCGCAAUAUUCCCGCCUUGAGGCGCACAGGAGUCGACACAACGCGUAUACGACAGUAUUUUUACCCGGACGGCGGCUGGGGCUGGAUCAUAUGCGGCGUGUCCUUUCUGGUGCACAUUCUGACCACGGGUCUGCAACUGAGCUAUGGUCUGCUGCUAUUCUAUGCGGUGCAGCAUUUGCAUAACACAAGUGGCAUCGAGCUGCUGGGCGCUUUGAGUUGGUCAAUUUCAAUGCUCGCCAUUCCGUUUGUGGUGUCGCUGUGUCGCAAGCGAUCCAUACGCUUGCUAUCCAUUGUCGGUGGUCUCGUGAUGCCGCUGGGCAUUCUGUUUACAUCAUUUGCCACGGAAUUCGGUCAGGUUGUUUUCAGUUAUGGCAUCGUGUUUGGCAUUGGCGUUUCUAUGGUGCGAGAAGCCUCCACAGUGAUGCUGGGCAAUUAUUUUAAGCGUCGGCGGCAAUUCGUCGAAAUGGUGGCCAUGUCCGGCGAGGGAGUCGGCAUCGCAUUGUUCUCCGUCAUCCUAAAGGAGGGCGUUGGCAAGGCUGGCUGGCGCCUAGGUCUUCAAAUUGUGGCCGCUCUAACGGCGCUUAGCUUUUUCAUGGGUCUCAUGUAUCGACCCGCAUCCCUCUACCAUCCGCAGCGACGGGCCAUUCAGCACUUGAAAAAUCAACGCAAAAAGCUGAGGGAAAAGAAACCAAAACUGACCCAUGAGGUCGAGUCGCCUAGUCGAUAUUUAUUUUUGGACAUAUCAUCCCUCAAAUCGGUAACAGUUAAAAUCCUUCUAAUGACCUCCAGUGUCGCUGCAUUCGGCAUCUAUACGCCCAUGUUCCUCAUGGCUCUCAAUGCCGCCAAGGAGGGUUCCGAUGUGCAGGAGCUUGUGCUGCUGCAAACCUUUCUCGGCAUCUCCAUGGCUCUAGGCGUUGUGCUUGCAGGCGCUUUGUUGCGUCGCUGUUUUGUCAUCAAACACUUUGUGAUCAAUACCAAAAUCGUUACUCAGCUCUUUAUUGCCAUUGUUGCACUGGCCAUACUCUUUCUCUCCUUUGUCAUGGGCUACAAGGGUCUCUGCAUACUCAGUUGGCUUUAUGGCAUCGGCUUGGGCGGUUUUCAAUACUCACUUAAAAUUCUGGCACUGGAGCGCAUCAAACUUAAGCACUUUUCGAAGGCUUGGGGCUUUAUACGUGGCGUGGAAUCGGUGCCCGUAUUAAUUAGCGUGCCGCUCACCUCGUUCCUCAACGAUUACUCCCUUAAAUACGGACGUGCUGGCUACUAUAUUUGCUCAGCUGCCGCUGCCAUCUCCGGCAUCAUUAUCUUCUUCAUUACCGAGCCACAGGAGCAACAGCAGCAGCAACAGCAGCAGCAGCAGCAACGCGGUCAUCUCAAUGGACAUCUGCCCACGCCCAUGUUGAUGCGUCACUCAUCGGCGCGACAUCAUCGUCCACAGCUGGCGAUGGACUAUGGUGGCUAUGGCGAGUAUCCGGCACCCGAUCUGCUCAGUCGCAGCUGCAUGAGUCUCAAUCAAAUGGAGCCCUAUCUGCAGGCCAACAACAGCAGCAGUUCCAACUAUUGCCAACGUCACAUGCACCAUCAGCAGCAGCAACAGUUGCCACCGCCGCCACCGCCACAGCAAUCGCAUGGCCAUCAGGGGCUGCAUCAACAUCUGCAGCAGCAGCAGCAACAUCAUCAUAUGACGCCGCAACAUCAUCCACAGCAGCUCACCUGCCACAAUCUGGACAUGCAACAGACACGCUCCCCCUACCAACUGGGUCAGGGCAGCAUUGGGGCCAAGAUGGGCAAGCGACUGCAGCGGAGUCUCUCGUUCAUUCAGCAGCACAACUGCUGCGAUGGCCAGAUGUACUGCAGUUGGCACAGCACCUAUGAGCUCGGUUGCCGCAAGUCGCCCAAAUCUCAGGACAGGCAGCAACUCAUCUGUACUUGCAGCAGUCCCCCAUCCACCACCUAUGGAGGAGUUGGAGCUGGAAGUUCAGCGCGUAGCCGAAGUGUGCCGGAGGGUUUGUCGACCAUGUCGCAGCAGUGUAACUGCCGUCAUGGGGCAGGCGUGCCAACCGCAGCGCCCUCGCGCGAGUUUAUCUACGUGCCACACGCCUACGCAUCAUUGCAGCGCACGCCACAUCGACAGAGUCGUCAAACAGGAGGAGGAGCAGCAGCAGCUGGCACAGGAGCAGGAGCAGGAGCAACGGGAGCAACUAACAGCGGUUGUUCGGCAACGAGUCGCAAUCCACAGUGCCGACUAAAACGCUCACAAUCGCUGUGCCGACCCGUUCACUUUGUCGAGCAAAUCACCACCUCCGUGUAGAGCAAAGAGCGAGGGUUAGUCAAACCCUCGGUAGAGUAGCAUAUUUUGUAGUAGUCGCCGUCGUCGUCGUCGUGCAAAGUUACGUGAAUCGAAUUCAAAUUGUCACAGAGAAAAAAUGAAAAAAAA